Molecule: messenger RNA, 9209 nt
Organism: Aphidius gifuensis
Lineage: Eukaryota; Metazoa; Arthropoda; Insecta; Hymenoptera; Braconidae
Gene: Myo81F
Product: myosin-VIIa
Exons: 8
Coding region: 434-7534 (2366 amino acids)
Cellular component (GO): myosin complex; cytoskeleton
Molecular function (GO): ATP binding; protein binding; cytoskeletal motor activity
Source: RefSeq, a predicted model, not a curated record
ACAGCAGGCCAUUGCCAGCCACAGUUGCAUUGAGAUUCGAGUUGCAUUACUCAUUAUUCAAUACAUAACAUGCAUUUUUAUAAUUGAAAUUUAUUUAUAAACAAUAACAACAACAACAAGUAGUUAUUAUUAAUAAUAAAAGAAAUGCAGUUACACAAUUUAACAAUCAAUUUAUUAAAUUAUAAUAAAAAAAUUUCCCGCGUGUUGUUACAUUUAUUAUUAUUAUUUAUUUUUUAAUAAUAAAAAUUAUCAUCUAGUGUUAUAACAAUAAACAAUGUGAUUAUUAUUAUCAAGUGUUUUAUUAUCAAGUGCAAGUGAUGAUUAUUUAAUUUAUUGAUAAAAUUUAUUUGAGUUUUUUGUUGGUGUUUUUUUUUUGUAUUAGAAGGAGAUCUUUUUUUUAUUUUUUGACACAAUCAUUUCCCUUUUUUCCACCAUGGUUGCCAAGCAUUUUACUCAGGGCUCCAGGCCGGAGUCUGGUGUUCCAGAUAUGACUGUCAUAAGUGACAUUGACGAAAUUGGAAUAAAUCAAAAUCUUCAAGUUCGUUACUCUCGAGAUCAAAUAUACACAUACACUGGUUCAAUUCUCGUUGCUGUUAAUCCUUACAAGGAAGUUGAUGCUUACACAAUGGAACAUGUUCAACGUUAUCAUGGACAAAAAAUGGGUGCAUUGGAGCCUCAUGUAUUUGCUCUUGCUGAGGCAGCAUAUCGUUCACUUGAAAAUACUGGAACUAAUCAGAGUUGUGUUAUAUCUGGUGAAUCUGGUGCUGGUAAAACUGAAACAACAAAAUUUAUAUUACAAUAUUUAUGCUCGGUAACGAGUAAUGUUGAUACUUGGGUUGAACAACAAAUUCUUGAAGCAAAUACAAUACUUGAAGCUUUUGGUAAUGCAAAAACAGUAAGAAAUGACAACAGUUCACGUUUUGGUAAAUUUAUGCAAGUGUGUUUCGACAGUAAAUGGAUGAUAAAAGGUUGUAUUAUACAAGAUUAUUUACUUGAACAAUCAAGAAUAACAUUUCAAAGUCCUGGUGAACGUAAUUAUCAUGUAUUUUAUCAACUUGUUGAGGGUGGUAUACGUGACAAAGAAUUUGCUGAACAAUAUAAAUUAGUAUCAGCUGACAAUUACAAAUAUUUAAAUCAAUCUGGUUGUAUUAAAAUUGAUGGUAUAUCUGAAAAUAAAAAACUAGAUGCAUUAAGAUUGGCAUUUAAUGUACUUCAAGUACCAUCAGAAAUGUGUGAGGGUAUUUAUCGUGUAUUAUCAGCAAUAUUAUGGCUUGGUAAUUUAUGUUUUGAUGACAUUGACGGUGAACGUUGUCAGUUGACAAAUAAAGACAUUGAAAUUAUUGAAAAAAUAGCACCAUUGCUGGGUUUAAAUAUUGAUGAUUUAACACGUGUUGUAUUGGUACGACAAAUAAAUGUACGUGGUAAUAUUACGGAAAUACCAUUGAAGGUACAAGAGGCAAGAGAAAAUCGUCAUGCAAUGGCAAAAGCAUUAUAUUCACGUACAUUUGUAUGGCUUAUAAAUCAUAUUAAUAAUUGCACAAAUCCAGGACAAGAUAUAUCAAGAUUUCUUGGUGUUCUUGAUAUAUUUGGUUUUGAAAAUUUUGCAGUCAAUAGCUUUGAACAAUUAUGUAUUAAUUAUACAAAUGAAAAAUUACAUAAAUUUUUUAAUCAUUAUGUAUUUGCAAUUGAACAAGAAUUAUAUAGACAAGAAGAAAUACAAUAUUCACAUAUAACAUUUACUGAUAAUACAUUGUGUCUUGAAUUAAUUGAAAAACCACCAAGAUGUGUACUUAAAUUAUUAACUGAACAAUGUCAUAUGCCAAAAGGUUCUGAUUUAGCAUAUUUAACAAAUUUACAUGCUGAAUUUGAUGGACAUUUGUGUUAUGUUAAAGGUGAUGAUCGUAGAAAAUGGGAAAAAGAAUUUGGUGUUAAACAUUAUGCUGGUUGUGUGACAUAUACUGUUGCUGGUUUUGUUGAAAAAAAUCGUGAUGUACAACAAGAUGUAUUUUUUGAUUUUAUGUCAAGAAGUACAAAUGAAUUUGUACAAGAAAUAACUGUUUAUCAAGAUUUACUUAGUUGUACUGUUGCAAGAGCAUCUGGUAAUAUGACAACAAUGUCACGUGGAACAACAAAAGGUAAACCAACAUUAUGUGAUUCAUUUAGAUAUCAAUUACAAGCACUAGUUGAUGUAUUACAAGGUACAACACCAUGGUAUGCACGUUGUAUUAAACCAAAUAUGCAAAAAAUACCAGAUAAUUAUGAUGAAAAAUUGGUACUUGAUCAAUUAAAAUAUUUAGGAAUGCUUGAUAUUAUUAGAAUAAGAAAAGAAGGAUUUCCAAUUCACAUGCCAUUUAGUGAAUUUGUUGCUAGAUAUCGUUGUCUUGUUAAGGGACGUACAAUGCUACCAAAAGAUGAUCGUGAAGCAACAAGAUGUUUAAUUCGUAGUCAGGGUAUACCUGAUACUGAAUGGCAAAUUGGACGUACUAAAGUUUUUUUAAGAAGUUAUGUACAUGAACCAUUUGAAGAUUCACGUAAUCGUAUGGUUACAACAAAUGCUAUUAUUAUACAAAAAAUAUGGAAAGCAUAUGUUGCCAGAAAACAAUAUAAACAAAUACGUGAUGCUGCAUUAAAAGUACAACAUGCAUAUCGUGGUUGGAAAUUACGUAUUAUGUUUAUUAAAAAAAGACGUGCAGCUAUUGUUAUACAAUCACAUUUACGUGGUGUAUUUGCACGUGAAGUUGCUGCUGCGCUACGUGAAAUGAGAAGAGUUGAUGAAGAAAUGCGUAAACGUGAACGUAUUGAAGAAGAACGUAAAUUAAUGGAAGAUAAAAAAGCACUUGAAGAUAGUCAAAGCACUCAAUACAAUGGUAUUGUUGGAAUGGAAUCUGGAAAAGCACAAGAAGAAAUGGCUGCACUUUCACAAAUGGCAGAACAAUUAAAUUCAAAAAUGGCAACAACAGAAAUACAAUCAGUUGAUUUGGAUAAUUUAUUUUCAUUUUUAUCCGAUGUACAGUCAACAAAGAGUCAUCAAAUAAUUGAAGAAAUUGGUGAACGUAUGGAUGAACUUGUUACUGAUCUUGAUGCUGAAUUAGAAACAGUUAUACAAAUGGAAAUGGAAAUGAUUGCAAAAUCUGAUUCAAAAAUGUCAAAUUUAAAUUCAUCUGAUGGUAAUAUAAGAAAUGGAAAUGUUAAAUUAGGCCAACCAAGUUUACCAGAACCAACAGAACCACCUCCACCACCACCGCCACCACCACUACCAUCAGCAUUACCAUUGCCUACAAAUAAUGGUGUUGGUGUUGAGCCUGUUGUCACUUCAAACAUACCAGUAUCUACUUCUGUAUUAAGUGACUCAUCUGAAGACAAUACUGAGCCAAUUUACGAGUCAGUACUUCCAAGAGAUGAAAAUGACCCAGCAAGUCCAGUAGUAAUUAAUACAAAUGGAAAUACAGCUGGAACACCAACAUUAAAAAUACCAAAUGGUGCUAAUAACAAUAUUAGCAAUAUUAGCAAUGGUGGUAUUUGUGAAAGUGGAUGUGCUUUACCACCUCCAAUUCCACCAAGUAAAAUUAUCAUCAAAGCACCAGUUAUUGUUGGAACACCAGCAAUACGACCAGAAGCAGCAAGAAAUUUAGUUAAUAUUAAUAAUGCUAUUAAUCAUAAUAACAACAUCAACAACAAUAAUAAUAUUAUCAACAAUAACAACAACAACAAUAAUAAUAACAUAGCUUAUCGUCAUCAUCAACAACAACAGCAGCAGCAGCAGCAAGUAACAAUACCACAGCAACAACAACAACAUCAACAAGCACAAAUUCAACAAUCAAUUAACAAUGAUCAACAAUUAAAUCAACAACCAGCUGAACGUGAACAACGUCGUAAAACAAGAGUCGAGAAAAAAUUACAAGAACUUGAAGAUAAAAAAGAAAGUAUUGAACCAGAAAUAUUGUAUCAUGAUAUUGUUGAAUUUGCUCAAAAUUAUUUUAAUAGUCAUGAAAAAUCACCAGAGGGUACAAUAAUGGCAACAUUAACACGUAAAUCACGUGGUAAAAUUGUUGAAUUUAUACCAAAAUAUGAAAUGGUUACGUAUUACAAAGGUUCAAGUAUUCCAAAUUCUCAUAUACACAUGUAUGAUCCAGAUAAUGUUAAUACAGCAUGUACAAUGUUUCGUGAUUUGUGUAAAUAUUUACGUGGUGAAAUGAAACAAGAACAAGAAAGUAUUGUUAUACAAACAAUAAUUGGUCAUGGUAUUGAACGUGAAGAAUUACGUGAUGAAAUAUUAGUACAAUGUAUGCGUCAAUCAACAAAUAAUCCAAAUAUUGAAUGGACAGAACGUGUAUGGUUGUUGUUGUGUUUGGCAAUUGUUGCAUUUCAACCAAGUAAAAUAUUGUAUAAAUAUUUUGUAUCAUUUUUAAAGAAAAAUUUAAUACUCGAGGGUAAAUUACGACAGUAUGUACAAUGGUGUAUUGAUAAUUGUAAAAAUACAAAGGUAUCAUGUCGACAAUAUCCACCAUCAACAGUUGAAAUUGCAGCAAUGCGUCGUCUUGGUACAAUUGUUUGUAGAUUUUUCUUUUUAGAUGGACGUACUAAAGCAAUUGAUGUACAUCCAACAGAUACUGCUGCUGAUGCUGCAGCAAAACUUGCUGAAAAAUUAGGUCUUCGUUCACUUGAAGGCUGGGCAAUAUAUCAAAGUAGACCAGAUGGUGAAGAGCAUGUACGUGCACAUGAUUAUCUUUAUGAUGUUAUUGCUGCAUGGGAAGUUAAAUCAUGUAAAUUAAAUACAUCAUCAUCAUCUUCAACAUCUUCAACAUCAACAUCAACAUCUUCCUCAUCAAACUCAUCAUCAUCAUCACCAUCGUCAUUUUCAACAAUGAGACGUGGUACAAAUACAGCAACACUUGGCUCUGGUGAUAAUCGUUUUGUAUUUAAACGAAGAUUAUUUCGUAAUACACGUGAGCUAUCACAAGAUCCAGUUGAAGUUAAUAUGCUUUAUUCACAAGCAGUAUAUAAUGUUGUUAAAUGUGAUGAUUUUCCAGUAUCAGAAAAAGUUGCAUUACAAUUGGCUGGCUUACAGGCACAAGUUGCACUUGGUGAUCCAAAAGAUAAUGAUAGACUUGAUUACUACAGUGAAGUUGAUUGUUUUUUGCCAUAUAGAAUAAGUCGUGCACGUGGUGAUGAUGUAUGGAUACCAAUAAUAGCACAAGCACAUAAACAAUAUGGUGCAAGUCGUUCUGAGCUAACAGCAAAAGUACUCUAUCUAUCAUGUGUCAUGCAGUAUCCACUGUAUGGUACAACAAUGUUUAACGUAACAUAUCGUGGCUAUUGGUCAUAUGGUAAUCAACUUAUACUUGGUAUUAAUUGUGAUGGUUUAAUGCUAAUAAAACCAGAUGAUAAAUUUGUACUAUCAGAAUAUCGUUAUCAAGAUGUUGAAAGUAUUAUGUUAGAUCCAUCUGAUUCAUUUAUAACACUGUCAUUGUUGAGACAUAAUCCAGAUAGUUCACAUAAAUGUUUUGUAUUUGAAACACCACAAAAAAAUGAAAUAGGAAGUCUCAUUGUUAGCUAUUGUCCGUCAUUGGCUGGUUGGAUAACUGAAAAUGAAGGACAAACUAAAAAAAUUAAAUGUAUUACAAAUGAAGAUCGUGUACGUUUAUAUCAUAAUUUAAUAAAUUGUCGUAGAGCACUUGUUGAUAGUGAUAUACUUAGAAAACCACAAGAUUCUGGUGUUGGAUUUUUACGUAGUACAUUGAGACGUUUGUCGAAACAUAGAAUUGAAAAAUUAAGACAAGAACAUGGUAGUCAUGGUACUGAUAAUGGUGAAACAUAUAAAGGUUUUCCACAUGGUUAUUGGGCAUUUAGUCGUCAAUUAAUAACUCAAAGUUUAACAAAAUUACCAGAUACUGAAGAGCCAAUUGCUUUAAAUGUAUUUCAACUUAUAUUAACAUAUGCUGGUCUUGGACAAAAUGGUGAUACUGUACGUCGAGUUGAAGAUGAACAUGUUAAUUUAAUACAAAGUGUUAUGGAACGUUGUAUGAGAAAAGAGGUAUUACUUGGUGAAUUGUAUUUACAAUUAAUAAAACAAACAACAGAUCAUCCAGAUCCAAAUAGUCGUGUUAAUUUACGUCAUUGGGCAUUAUUAUCAUUAGCAUGUUCAGUAAUAUUACCACCACAAAAACCAAUUAGAAAAUAUUUAAUGUCACAUCUUAAACGUUGUUCAAGUGAUUAUGUUACUGAAGAAGGUAAAUAUUCAAGAUUUGCUGAAAAAUGUUUAUACAAAACCCAAGGUACACGUAGACGUCAAUGGCCACCAAGUCGUGAAGAAAUUAUGUGUACAAUUAAUAGAAGACCAAUAUAUGCUAGAUUUCAUUUUAUGGAUGGUCAAUAUCAUGCUGUUGAAUUUAAUCCAUCAGCAACAGCACGUGAUGUUAUGGAAAUAAUAAAAGCUAAAAUUGGACUUGGUGAAAAUGCUAUGGGUUAUGCUAUUUAUGAAGUAUUGGGAUCAACAGAUAGAUCAUUAAUGGCUGAUGAAAAAAUUGCUGAUGUUAUGUCAAAAUGGGAACGUUAUAGAAAUGCAACAAAUGCUGCUGCUGCUGCGGCUGUUGCUGCUGCUGCUGCUUCAUCUAAUAAUUCACCAAAUAAUAUGAUACAACAACAACAUCAACAUCAACCACAACAACAACAUCCACGUAAACAUGGUCAUCAUUUAUUUUUAUUUAAAAAACAUCUUUUCCUUGAUCAAUACAUGAAUCUUGAUGAUCCAGUUGAAAAAGAAUUAUUAUAUCAUCAAGUAUUACAUGAUUUACGUGCUGAUCGUUUUCCAAUAACUGAAAAAGAAGCAAUGAUGUUAACAGCCCUACAAGCACAACUUGAACUUGGUGAUUGUCAAGAUAAUAAUGGUCCAUUUAAUGGACAAGAAUAUCGUACAAUAUCUAGUCAUUGUUUACCAGCAAGAAUUGUACCAAGUAUAUCUGUUGAGGGUGUUGUACAACAUCAUCAAUCAUUACGAAAUAUGAAUUCAUCUGAAGCCAAAAAAGCAUUUCUUAAUUUUAUACAAUCAUGGCCACUUCAUAAAGCAACAAUAUUUGAUGUUAUGCAAUCAUUUACAUCAAAUUGGCCAAGAGUACUUUGGCUUGCUGUUGAUCAAGAUGGUCUUCAUUUACUUGAGCAUCGUUCAAGAAAUGCAUUAUGUACUUAUGAAUACAGUAGUAUUCUUAGUUUUAGUCCAGCAGUUAAUUGUCUUAUGAUUAUUACUGGAACAGAUAAAAAACAAAGCAAAGUCAUACUAACAACAUCUCAGGCAUGCCAAAUAGCAAAUUUAAUUCGUGAAUAUACUGAAGUCCUGCAGAUGCCACCAGAAGUGCCAAAACAUGCAACAACAAUAUCAUCACCAUCAUCACAAAUAGUGAAUCAACAUUUACAGCAAACAAUAAAUACAACAGCUGUAUCAUCAUCAGCAGCACCAACAAAUAAUCGUAAUAAAUCACGUCCAGCUUCAAAUACAUUACAUCGUGGUGCUCCAGUUAUUCAUUCACAAGCUGGAUAAAUUAUUAUAAAUCAUUAUAAAUAAUUAUUAACCAAUGAGGCCUAUCUGCAUUGUGACUGUACUGUUAUCACCGGAGGAUGAUUUAUUUCAAUUGUAAUUAAUAUUUUUAAUUAUAUAUAUUAACUCGCAUAGGUAUAUAUUAUCUCUUCCAUUAUUUAUUAUCUAAGUUUAAAAACAAAAAAAAAACAAUUGUUAUAUUUAAACAAAAUACGACUUAUUGUCACAAAAAAACAAAAAAAAAACUGCCAUAGAAUUUAAUUCUCAAAGACCGUGGAACCAAAGUUGACUUGAUAAUACAAUUUCUUUUUUAAAUCACUUUUUUUGUACAAAAAAACAAAAAUUUACACUUUAAAUAAUUAUUAUUAAAUUGUCUUUCUAAUUAUUAUUAUUGAUAGAAAAAAAUAGUUGAAAUAAUUACAAAAAAAAAAAUAAAUUAACACCUCGUUGUAUCAUAUCAACAAUGAAAAAAAAAAAACAAAGAAAUAUUAAAUAUAUUAUAACAAGUAUUAAAAUAAUUAAUGAUGAACGAUUGUUGAGGCAAGUGUGUGCCUUUUGAGUACUUGAAUUAUUAUUAAUUACUUAAUUAAUUAAUAAAUAAUAAUAAUAAUUGUACAGAUUUUAAUAAUUGACUAUAUAAUUUAGUGUAUUUAAAUUAUUUAAUAGAAGCUACUCAAUGCUACUGCUAUUAUUAUUGUUAAUAAAUUAAUAAAUACUAGUUUAUUGAUAUUUAUCAAAUGAUAAUUUAUUAUUAUUAAUAGUUUAUGGAUAAUAAUAAUAGUAACAUUGUGUAUAAAUAAUUUAAAUAAACUUUUAAUGAUUUUUAAUUUAAAUGUCAAAUUAAUCUCAAUUAUUGUAAUUUUUUAAAUAUGAUUAUUAUUAAUCAUAGUUGUUACAAUAAAUGAUUUUUUUUUUAACAUUUAAAUUGAAAAUAAAAUCGUUACCAUAAAUAGCUUGUAGUUAUAUGAUCAUGGGCGUUGUGAAAAUAAAAUAAAAAAUAAAUUAAAAAAAUAAAUAUAAAUAAUAUUAAUAAUUAUAUUUAUUUAUAAAUGAGUCAAAUUUAUUAUGUAUAGUUGAAAAAUAUAAUUGUUUGAAAAAUGAAAAAUAAUGAUUUUAAAUGCUGAUAGGGUUUUUUUUUAAAUUAAUAGAAUAAUUUAGGUUGUGAAAUGAAUUAUUGUCAUUAAUAAUUAGUAAUAUUAUUUAAGUUAAUUUAAUAAUUUUAUUAUGAAUAAUAUAAACCAAUAUUUAAUUGGCAAUCAAGGCUGUUAUAUGCGAUACAAUCCACACUGAGCUGCAAAUUGGCCCAAAGACUUAUAUAAAUAUACUUACAUAUUAUUUUUUUUAAUUAAAAAAUUUACAAUUUAUUAUUGUAAAAUGAAAAACAAAAAAAAAACAUUUUUGUCUGAAUUGAAUUUUAAUUUAUAAUAAUAACAAUUGUUUUUUUUUUUUUUUAUUUAAAUUUUCAUAUGUAUUUGUCGAAAUAGUUGAUUUAGAUAUAUAAAAAUAAAUAAAAGUAUACACAUAAAUUUGAUGAGUUUUUUAAAAUAAUUAAUUAAAAUAAUUAAAAUAACAUUCGAUUUAUUUGAUGAAAAAUAAAAAAUAAAAAAAGGAGAGACCUUUGGACUUUAAUUCGAAAUGCGGUCGUUUUAUUGAAGAACAAAUAAUAGUGUGUUUUGGA